AUCAUCAUCAUCACACUGGUUUGUAUGUGAAUGAAUAGAUAGAGCCGCUGCUGCUGUGAAGCUCCAUCAGGAAGCAGCAGUGUGUUUAAAUAAAGCGAACGUCCAGCCUCGAUAUUAGCAGCACUGAAUCUCACUUUAAGUGUCAUCAGGAGGAAAAGUGCAGUUACCAAAGACAGUCAUGAUGGCACACGGGUCUCCUGAGGGCUGUUUGGAGUCAGAGCUCACCUGUCCCAUCUGUCUCCAUCUCCUCCUCGACCCGGUCACUCUUCCCUGUGCUCACAGUUUCUGCCUGGUUUGUCUGGAGACACCAGAGAGGGACAACACUUCUGGAUUUGAUCAAGCACUUUGCUGCCCAGUUUGUGGACAGGAACAUCUCAGCCCAGAGUCCCUGCCGAGAAACAUCAAACUGAAACAGAUAGUUGAGAACUACAAAGCCAGCAGCAUCAGUGGUGAACUUCAGUCCAGUGCAGAAGACAAGCUAAUCAAUGACCGGCCAUCUCCAGAAGACGCUGAUGUGUGCAAAUCAACAGAUUCUGGGAAAAGCUCUCUUGUGGAGACUGAAACCAAUGAACGGAGGUCUAGACUGAAUCCCGUCAUAACUAGUCUUCAAGAAAAGCUGGCUCUAGUAGAUGAUCUGGCGAGUAAGGAAAAGGCCAGAGAGGCUGCGGUUAAAGCAGCACACGCAGAUCUGAGGAAAGAUGUGAGCAGCGUAUUGGAGGAGAUCGCAGAGCUGGUGAAGACCUACAGCACGACUGCUUUGAAGCUUCUGGAGGCCGAGUUGAGACCCAGAGAAGAUGCUGUUGGGAAAAGAGUGCGAAUGCUGUCAGACCUCCAGAAGCCGCUGAGAUCUGCUGGACUUCAGGUCGACGCGUUAAUGGACGAGAUGGAUGACGCGUGUUUUAUUGAUGGAGUCCGAGACGUGGAGAACCAGGUCUCCAGCUUGACCCUGGAGCCUUUGCAGGACUCCUCAAGCGAUCUGGAGUUAUCCAGCAGUUUGAAGAAAGUCUGUGAGAAGAUCGAGCACCAAAAUACCCAACUCCGUCUCGGACUCGGAUCCACUCAGCGGGCCUUACGCGUCGUUCUCAACCCAUCCGAGGUCACCUUCGACCCCGAUACCAUCCAUCCCAACCUGGUCUUAUCCGAAGACCUCAAAACGGUGUCUUUUAGCGCAGCCAAACAGCCGUAUCCGGCCAGAUCUCGGAGGUUUUCCAGUUUCUUCCAGGCUUUGAGCUCCCAGAGCUUCGUCCGAGGAGAACAUCUCUGGGAGUUCCAGGCUGAAGGCUGUGCUUGGGUUCUGGCCGUGUGUUACGGCGAACUGCCCAGAUCUGGUUCUGGAAGCGGUCUGGAGAGCAGCGCUGGAUCCUGGUGCCUCAUGUACUGCGAUAACCUUCUGAGGGCGUACGAGAAAGGAAAGGACACGCCGCUUAGACGCACGCCGUCUCUGAAGAGAAUGGAGAUACGCCUCAGCUUUAGCACUGGCACUUUAGCGUUUUACAGCGUCAGUGAUGUGAGUGGAGAUAAAACUCACCUGCACACUUUUAAAGUCCGCUUCACGCAGCCGGUGUAUCUGGCUGUUAGGAUGAUGUCUGGUCAACCCAAAGCACACAUCACUGUAAACUAGUGAUUGAAGAAACCCACUUGUUUCUGCUUUCACCUUAUGCAUCGAAUUGCUCAAAUAAUUUCUUAGACCUCAUGCAUCCGUUCUUAUCCCGUUGUCAUAAUGUUAUGAUGCAAUACGUCAUUAAUGUUCACUUACGUAUUGAAUGCAUCAUUCUACAAUAGAUUGUCACAUGCAUUCCGUUGGAGUAUUUCAUUUGAUCAUAUACAGUGUUCCUCGGUGUAUGUUCAGUGUCAGUUCAAUGCAUGUGAUGUUGCAUUUAAGCAUGUGGCAUUUGUUUAACUUCAAUAGUACAAGACCACAUUACAUUUAAAACAUUUUGAAUUCUGUUUCUGUGCUGUGCUUUUCUUUUAACAUGUGUAUUAAUACUUGUUUCUGUCUAAAUUUAAAUAAA
Sinocyclocheilus rhinocerous is the source of this 2012-nucleotide messenger RNA. RefSeq names its product E3 ubiquitin-protein ligase TRIM39-like. The record is from RefSeq and is a predicted model, not a curated record. Bases 179 to 1621 code for a protein of 480 amino acids. Lineage: Eukaryota; Metazoa; Chordata; Actinopteri; Cypriniformes; Cyprinidae. The transcript is spliced from 3 exons.